Molecule: messenger RNA, 1204 nt
Organism: Closterium sp. NIES-67
Lineage: Eukaryota; Viridiplantae; Streptophyta; Zygnematophyceae; Desmidiales; Closteriaceae
Source: the annotation of a GenBank genome assembly
CCCUUGCAGGGAAGUCGAGAUCUCAUUGAACACAAUCGUCACUUGUGUUCUCUGGCCUAACAGGCCUCCAUAGCACCUCCUGUGAUAGAGGCUCCAUUAGAAGUUUGGGCCACGCAUUUUUUUCCGUAAGAAAGCUGUUACCAUUCGUCCGCGAGUGGCGGCCGACGAGUCGACCGCCCUAGCUCACGUCCCAGCGCUGUCACUGCCGGGGUCGACUGCUUCCACUCCCCCACUCCCUUCCCGUCGCAUGACCUAGCGUCGCCAUGGCGCCGACGCUAGCGAAGCGAUGGCAGCGCAUGUUCUCGACGUCGCACAGCCAUCGGUCGCCCGGCCAGGAGCACCACCACGACGACCAGCCCUGCGCGCCGCCAUGGGCCAACCACCCGCCGCCGCUCGGCCGCCGCGCGAGCCUACCGGACCGCGGGUACACGUCGCCGCAGCCGCACCACGAGCAGUCCUCUCCUUUCCAGCCGUCGCCGCACCACCAGGCGUCCCCUCACCACCAACAGUCGUCGCAUCACGCGGUGCACGGCGCGUCGCCGCAACACCCGCACCAACACCCACACCAGCAGCAGCAGCUCCAGCAGCAGCGCGGGCUGAAGCACAGCACGUCGCGCACGUCGCUCGACGGCGCGGACGACGACCGGCCGCCUGGGCGCGACCGGCGCGGGCGGCGCGGGCGGCGCGGAAAUGGUGUCGGUGAAGCUGGUGAAGUCUGAUUGGCUGGAGAUCGUGAACGCGCUCGAGUCGGCUUCCAGCAGGUGUGAGCACUGCGGGGAGCCUUCCCCCUCCGCGCCUCCCGCCGUCUCGCUGCCCGCCACGCAGCGCCUCUUCGCGCAGCUCAAGGCGCGCAGCACCAGCGGCCGCGUCGCGGGCGCAAACGAGGACGUGCUCGGGCCGCUCUCGACCGGCGCCGCUCGCAGUCGUCGCGCGAGGGCAUCGGCAUCGGCGGCGGAGCCGGCGUGGGCGGCACGGCCGGCAGCUCGGACCGGCCUCGCCGUUCGGCUGACGUCCAGCGACCAGCGCGUCGACGUCCUCCCGGCGGCGGUCACUGAACCUUCCCCGCGCGCGGGAGAACGAUGCGGAGCUGCCCUCUAGCGGCCCGCUCGGCCAUAUCCAGCCGCGCGACGCGGCGGCGGCGGGGGCGGCGGGUAUGGCGGAGGGGUGGGAAUGGAUAGAUUCGGCGGAGUUUCCGCUUCCGCCA